ACAGUUAAUCCACUCACAUCCUACGCCUACCACUUGAAUCUUUUCUUUCCAAAUCCAAAUCCAAACCCCAAUUCCAUAUUGAAGCAAUUUUGUUGGAUGGAUAAGGAAGGAAAAAAGGGAACCAAAAAUGGCAACCUCGCCAACCUCCCACAACAGAGAGGCAACAAUCGGAUCAAAGGCAAAAUGCUUGAUGAUUUUAAAGAAACUUUCAUCAAUUUGAUGGGCUCCAAAAAGAGUGCCGAUUGUGGAGAUCAAAUUGAUCAAGGAAGAAACCAAAUGGCAAAUGGCUCUUGAUCUUACAUUUGCACUAGUGUAGUUUUUCACUAGCUUUUUUUUUUUUCAUAUGAAAGCUGUUGGAUUUGUAAUUUUGCUUGCUAUUGUUGUAUCAAUGUAGAAUUUUGUAAAAUGAGUGUGAAUUUACAUUUUGUUGAUACCUUUUUCUCUUGAAAAUCAACCCUUUAAACAAUGGCUAGAAAGAGAAUGAUUUGUUCAAGAAAUCAAGAGUGUUAUUGAUUUUUUCCAAUAUCCCACUUCCAACAAAAACAUAAAAAUCGCGUUGAUUGCGAGGGACUCCUAAUCCAAAAAGCGUGUUAUUUGAAGAAAGAAACACUAGUACUACAUAAUUCAACGAAAAAAAUUAAUUUUUUAAAGAAAAAACAGAGGAUCACGAAAAAGGAGUAUGAGGUUCCGAUUCAAACAGCCAGUGCCACUGUCUCUGCUCCGGCCGCCGCUGCCGGCGUCGGCUUUUCGUUCACUGUCACAACACUCAUCAUUUGGGAUUGCAUUUGAUAUAGAUGGGGUGAUACUUCGCGGUGCAAAUCCAAUUGGGAAUUCACAAAGAGCGCUCAGAAGAUUGUACAAUGAUUCCGUUGCAGGUUCAUUGAAGAUUCCAUUUUUGUUCCUGACAAAUGCAUACUCUCUUUGUGAUACUCGGAGAUUCAUGCUUAUUUUGAUUCUGGGGCAUGUCGAACUUUCAUGUUGCUGUUUUGUGAAAAGUCAUCUGUGUGGUGGUAUUCCAGAGUCGAGAAGAGCCCUUGAGUUGAGCGAUAUUCUUGGCGUGAAAAUAUUACCUUCUCAGGUAGUGCAGGGUCACUCACCCUUCAAGACUUUGCUAAAAAGAUAUGAAAAUGAAUUCAUUGUCGCCACUGGAAAAGGGGAACCUGAUGUUGUGAUGUCGGAAUAUGGCUUCAAGAGAGUUGUCUCAUUAGAUGAGUAUGCGUCAUACUUCAGUAACAUCGAUCCUGUGGCCCAGUACAAGCGGUGGACAACUAGACAAGAAUCAAAAUGCUCAAAAAACUCAGACAAGAUAAUCCAUCAAGGUUACUCUAAAAAAGUUAAAGCUGUGUUCGUUGUAAGUGAUCCUGUCGACUGGGGAAGGGAUAUACAGGUUCUUUGCGAUAUCUUGACAUCUGGAGGCAUUCCUGGCGAAAAGAGUUGGCAUCAACCGCCUUUAUAUUUUGCUGCCGAUGAUCUCCAAUACCAGGCUGCGUUUCCCUCAGAACGUCUUGGCAUGGGUGCCUUCAGGAUAGCCCUUGAGAGUGUCUUCAACAGAAUUCAUGAGAAACCCUUAGAGUUGACGUGCUUCGGGAAGCCAAAUCCGUUGGUCUUCAGAAACGCUGAAACUAUAUUAGGGCAUCUUCUACAAAGUGAUGUCAGAAGAGGAAAUGGUGAUCCUGGUCCUGGUUCGCCGUCAUUCAAAACCCUAUACAUGAUUGGUGACAAUCCGUUGGUUGACAUCAAAGGAGCUCAACAGGCAGGGCAUCCGUGGUUUUCAAUUUUGACAAGAAGUGGCGUGUUUCGACAAAGGGAGAACCACACGCAGUAUCCAGCUGAUUUGGUUGUGGACACAGUGGAAGACGCGGUGGCGUUUAUACUCAAACGGGAGGACGCUUCGUAGCCAAUGCAACAUCAUUCAAGUUAGCUCCUGCCUGCUUCAUCUACUUUUACUACUUCAUGUAAACAUGUAGAAUUUUUUGAUUCAUUGUCAUUUGUCAACAACAGAGUUCUCACCACUUUAAUCGCCAUGAUUCUUCUUCUUUUUUUCUUCUAUUCGGCCACACUAUCAUGUAAGAAUGUUUUCUACUGUUUACCCUUUCUCCCAUAGUUGUCUACCACUGCUACAUCAAAACAAAGUGUUUGAAAAGAUGGGAAAGAAUUAAAGUUGCA
Salvia miltiorrhiza (redroot sage) is the source of this 2166-nucleotide messenger RNA. RefSeq lists its product as uncharacterized. Gene Ontology annotation, cellular component: mitochondrion. Bases 680 to 1897 code for a protein of 405 amino acids. The record is from RefSeq and is a predicted model, not a curated record. Gene Ontology annotation, biological process: glycerophospholipid biosynthetic process. The transcript is spliced from 13 exons. Lineage: Eukaryota; Viridiplantae; Streptophyta; Magnoliopsida; Lamiales; Lamiaceae.